CAAGAAUAAACUUAUGAUUCCAACUGAGAUUUUUCUUUCCUCCAGAACAGAUUGGUUUGGCAUGCAAUUUGGGGUUCUAGUGAAAUGGAAAUCCAUAAUGGUGGUAGGCCAAGCGUGAUUUCAAGUUUGGAGAGUUGUAUGAGAAAAUGCAUAUUACGCGUUCUAUCCAUAGGUCCCAUCCCCAGUCAUAUUGCCUUCAUAUUGGAUGGAAACCGGAGGUUUGCUAAGAAGGAGAAACUGGAAGAAGGAGCUGGUCACAGGGCUGGAUUUACAGCUCUUAUAUACAUACUUAAGUACUGUUAUGAGUUGGGAGUAAAGUAUGCGAGUGUUUAUGCCUUCAGCAUUGAUAAUUUUAAAAGGCGACCUGAUGAGGUUCAGUACUUGAUGGAUCUAAUACUGGAGACGACUGAGGGAUUGCUCAAGGAAGAAAGUAUUGUCAAUGCAUAUGGUAUUGGAGUGCAUUUUGUAGGCAAUCUGAAGCUUCUGAGUGAGCCUGUCAGGGUCGCAGCAGAGAAAGUUAUGAGGGCUACUGCCAAGAAUACCAAGUGUGUGCUUUUCAUUUGUAUAGCCUAUACUUCAACUAAUGAGAUUGUGCAUGCUGUUCAAGAAUCUUGUAAAGAUAAAUUGAAAAAAAUUGCGCCAUCCAAUCCCAACAAAGCUUGCAAUGAUGGGAUUGAAGAAGUAGGAGAAUAUAUUAACAAGACAGAUGGCGCAAUCACACACGGUGUUAGAGAAUCCUGCAAAGAUGAAGCAUACGAUGUUGUGACCAAAGGAGCUGAAGGGAUUGACAACUCUAAUACUGUGAUUGUAAAUGCAAAUAGAACUAGGGACAGUGUGAUUUCAGUUGAAGAAAGUGAUAAGGUGCUGUCGUUUUCUAGCAUUAAUCUCGGAGACAUUGAGAAAAAGCUGUACCUCGCACUAGCCCCUGAUCCUGAUGUCUUGGUUAGAACUUCUGGUUCGAACCGCCUGAGCAACUUCUUACUUUGGCAGGCUAGUAAGUGUUCACUAUACUCUCCACAGGCACUGUGGCCAGAAAUUGGCCUAUUGCAAUUUGUGUGGACAGUGAUAAUCUUCCAACGUAAUCGUUCUUAUUUGGAGAAGAAAAAGAAGCAGUUGUAGCAAUUCCUUUUUCUGCCUUUUUCCUUGUCCGAUUUGGGAUGGUUAUCCAUAUCAUUGUGCAAACUGACUAGAAUUUUGUAACAUCAUUAGAAC
Molecule: messenger RNA, 1212 nt
Organism: Manihot esculenta (cassava)
Lineage: Eukaryota; Viridiplantae; Streptophyta; Magnoliopsida; Malpighiales; Euphorbiaceae
Product: rubber cis-polyprenyltransferase HRT2
Exons: 1
Coding region: 85-1119 (344 amino acids)
Biological process (GO): polyprenol biosynthetic process
Cellular component (GO): endoplasmic reticulum
Source: RefSeq, a predicted model, not a curated record